AUGCAGCAGCUUGGCCGUGACGGAGCUCUCGUCUAUCCCGUUGGAGCCGAGACGAUACACCAUGGAUUCUAUGUGGAUGACAUGAUUUUCGGUGCAGACUCUGUGGACGAAGCUAAAGUCGUGCUAAACCAGACAAAGAAAUUGUUAACUCUUGGAAACUUUCACUUGAGGAAAUGGUGCUCCAAUGAUGAUCGCGUUUUGGCUGAUAUAGGUGGUAAUGACAGACAGGACUUUCUAACCUUCGAUGAUGGUGCAAGCAUAACAAAGACACUUGGAUUGGUUUGGGACCCAAAGUUGGACGUAUUCAUAUUUUCAUUUUCUCCUUUCGCAACACCAACCAAGGUAACUAAGCGUACAAUCCUUUCAGCUAUAGCUAGGCUUUACGACCCGCUUGGUUUGAUUGGACCUGUGGUGGCCAAAGCCAAAAUAUUCUUGCAGCAUUUGUGGAAGGAGAAGCUACAUUGGGACGAAAGCCCACCUCAAGCAUUACAAGAAGAAUGGCUGGAAAUAUGCAAUCAAUACAAGCUAGUUGCUCGUUUUAGUUUCGACCGUUACUUGAUAAUGCCCGAGGCGGACCUACAAAUACAUGGGUUUUGCGAUGCGAGUAUUGCUGCUUAUGGUGCCUGCAUAUACAUACGUGCUGAAAGUGACGGACACAUACUAACCAAUCUUCUCUGCUCCAAAUCUCGUGUAGCUCCACUUAAAGCGCUGACGGUACCGAAGCUUGAGCUUUCUGGAGCAUUACUUUUAGCCGAGUUAAUCGCAAAAGUG
This is a messenger RNA of Rhagoletis pomonella (apple maggot), 771 nucleotides long. RefSeq lists its product as uncharacterized. The transcript has a single exon. The record is from RefSeq and is a predicted model, not a curated record. NCBI's taxonomy places the organism in Eukaryota, Metazoa, Arthropoda, Insecta, Diptera, Tephritidae. The annotation marks the transcript as partial.